UCUGCAGUCGGCUGUCUAAUACACCAACGGCCCUAACUCUUUUAAAAUGUCUGAUCUAUCCUUUAUCUAGUCUAUGGUGAUAUAUUUCUGAGAUGUGUGUAUCUCAUACUUGUCAAACGAAGAUUAAAAAGUGCAUAGUAAAUAAUAAUGGAUGGAAAUCAGACAAAUGUCAGUGAUCCACAGUUUAUUUCCUUCCAAGAUUUUCCAUCGAUAAAUCAUGGAGAAAAUGCUGGACAGGCACAAUUAAAUAUUAAUGCUUCCACUCAUCAAGGUUUUAAUAACCUUUCAAAUGAUCCUACUGGAAUCGGCAUUAUGGAAGAUCUUCAGGGAAUGCCUGAUAAAACUGAAGCCACAUCAUCACCUAACUUUUGGACCAUUGAAUAUUAUCAACAGUUUUUCAAUGUUAAUACAAAAGAUGUAGUGGAAAGAAUUAAAAGGUCUAUGUUUCCAUAUGGAAGUGAUAAUUAUUUGACAACUCACAUAAGACCAAAACCAGACCUAUAUGGUCCAUUCUGGAUUUGUAUCACCUUGGUAUUUUCUAUAGCUAUAAGUGGAAAUGUGGCUAAUUACUUGCAAACAGCUAAUUCAAGUAAAUAUCACUGGAGGUAUGACUUUCACAUUGUAUCUAAGGCUGCAAGUUGCAUAUUUUUAUAUGCAUGGUUGUUGCCAUUAACAUUAUGGGGUGCAUUGAAAUGGACCACUAGCACAAGGGAUACAGAGGAAGAGUUAAUUGAGUCUUACUCAACGCUUAGUCUCUUGGAGCUUUUAUGUCUUUAUGGUUAUUCCUUAGCCAUCUACAUUCCAGUAGCUUUCCUAUGGACUAUACAAAUUGAAUGGUUUCAGUGGAGUUUGGUUGUAAUAGCAACUUUCCUAUCUGGUGGAGUAUUAUUGAGAUCUUUGUUACCAAUAAUAGAAGGGAGGUACAGAUUAAUAUAUAUCGCGAUAAUUCUUGGAAUGCAUCUGUUAAUGGCAGGGUUUAUGCUAUAUUUCUUUCACGCGCCAUCAACGAGCGACACUGUGACUGCAGAAAAACCAGAGGCGACGACUGUUCGCAUAAACGAAGUCUUGAAGCAGACUUUACAUCCUACUUCUGUCGACUAACAUAUUCGUCGAACCGUUCAAUUGUGAUUAACUCGAAUAUAUUUAAAAUUCAUUGCCAGCUUUGGCAACAAGAACACAUCUACCCUAACAAACACUGACUGAUAGAAUCAAGUGAUAUGAAUCGCACAUGUCCGCUGAUCAUCAAUUCCGUCUUCGUGCAAGUAGUACUAGCGUUUAUACUAUACCUGUGAACGAAACAAAAUAAAUGAUAAUAACUGAAA
This is a messenger RNA of Osmia bicornis bicornis, 1322 nucleotides long. Its product is annotated as protein YIPF1. Gene Ontology annotation, cellular component: Golgi apparatus; membrane. Gene Ontology annotation, biological process: vesicle-mediated transport. Gene Ontology annotation, molecular function: small GTPase binding. The record is from RefSeq and is a predicted model, not a curated record. The transcript has 4 exons. NCBI's taxonomy places the organism in Eukaryota, Metazoa, Arthropoda, Insecta, Hymenoptera, Megachilidae. Bases 148 to 1101 code for a protein of 317 amino acids.